AUCGGCAAUGACUCAGACAUAAGGGAGUGAGUCUCUUUGAUCUAAAACAGAAAAGAAAAUGGGAAACAUUGAUAACCCUUUUCAGAUGCAAAAUCCGGUGAAUACAAUGGAAGGCAGAGUUAAACUCAAUCUAAACAAAGAAAAAAUUCUUUAACUACUGAGGGAAGAGGACCUAACAAGAUUUGGAGUCGAUCUAAACAAAGCCCUUAUUAUGGUAUCUGAAGCAAUCACAAAUCAAAUAUCAGUCAUCAACUCCAAAGGAGUAGUCAUCAAUCAAAUGGAGAAACCACCAAGAAGGCAAAGAAAAAUCGAUCUAUGCAAAAGCAAGGAAAAACCGGUUGGAAGCUAUUUUGCUAAGGAAGACAGUCCAAAAUCUCAUGGGAACCCAAAAAUCUCAGAAGAAAAAAGGGGUGGUGAAAGGAAAAUCCAAAUCCGAGAUGGGAAAUUCAUCUCAACCUGAUUUCCUGAUCCCACCGCAUAUGCACUAUGGUAAGUUGGAAAUAAACGGCCCCCAAAUUCCUUCAUCAUCAAAUUCUCAACCUAGUUUCAAAAUCAAAGCCCACAACCUCUCAUACAACAGUGAUAUUUCAUCCUACCAUAGGCUCAAAAAGAACCAAAAAGAGAUAUUUGUCCCCCCUCUAAUCAUCUCAGCUCCAUGGCCUGAACAUCAAAGCCCCAGUAAUACCAUUCCCAACCUUCAAGCUCAAUACCAAGCAGAUGAGAAUAGUGGGAUGCCAAUUAGUGAUACUAACAAACCGGCUGAAGAUAAUGGUGAUGGGAAAGACUCAACACAUAAGGGUGGUGCAAACAAUGGGGAUACACAAACAAAAGGUGAUGAUGCUGACGAAAUAGGGGAGGAUCAGGACUUUGUGGAGAUUAUGGAAAAAGGAUUAUCUUGACGGACCGUCUAACAAAACUGUCCUUUCUACAUGGUGGGCUCAUUCCUGCGAAUUAGCAAGGUGUGUCUUUGGGUUUCGCAUGUGUGAGAAGACGGCUGUUUAGACAG
Messenger RNA from Papaver somniferum (opium poppy), 1006 nucleotides. RefSeq lists its product as uncharacterized. Bases 378 to 899 code for a protein of 173 amino acids. The record is from RefSeq and is a predicted model, not a curated record. The transcript is spliced from 2 exons. NCBI's taxonomy places the organism in Eukaryota, Viridiplantae, Streptophyta, Magnoliopsida, Ranunculales, Papaveraceae.